Molecule: messenger RNA, 2295 nt
Organism: Lachancea fermentati
Lineage: Eukaryota; Fungi; Ascomycota; Saccharomycetes; Saccharomycetales; Saccharomycetaceae
Source: the annotation of a GenBank genome assembly
AUGGCAAAGAAGCAUAAACUAUCAACCGUAGCGCGUAAAGUAUUGCGUGAAAAAGAGGAUCAGUAUAUUCAGGAGCUUGCUAACCGCAUCGAGGAGUAUGAUACUAAAACGUCAAAGGCAACCACUUUCAGAGAACUUCCCAUUAGCGAAGCUACCUUGAAGGGUUUACGAGAAAGCGCCUUUGUGAAGAUGACGGAGAUUCAAAAGGAGUCGAUCCCGGUGUCUCUUAAAGGGCAUGACAUGCUUGCUGCUGCGAAGACAGGGUCAGGGAAGACAUUAGCUUUCCUAAUUCCUGUCGUGGAAAAGCUUUAUCGAGAAAAGUGGACCGAAUUUGAUGGACUAGGUGCACUGAUUAUUUCUCCCACAAGAGAAUUAGCUAUGCAAAUUUACGAGGUAUUGGUAAAGAUCGGAAGACACUCAUCCUUUUCAGCAGGCCUCGUUAUAGGAGGAAAAGAUGUGAAAUUCGAACUUGAGAGAAUUUCACGAAUUAACAUUCUGAUUGGGACCCCCGGCAGAAUUUUACAGCAUAUGGAUCAGGCAGUUGGCUUGAAUACAUCCAAUUUGCAGAUGCUAGUUCUUGAUGAAGCAGACAGAUGCUUGGACAUGGGGUUCAAAAAAACUUUGGAUGCAAUUGUUAACAAUCUUCCGCCAUCAAGACAAACGCUUUUGUUCUCCGCUACCCAGUCACAGUCUAUUGCUGACUUAGCGCGACUCUCAUUAACAGAUUACAAAUCUGUGGGCACAGCAGACAUUUUAAAUCCAGCUGAUGGUCCUGCAACUCCAGAAACGCUUCAACAAUCUUACAUCACGGUUCCAUUGCCAGACAAGCUGGAUAUUCUGUUCAGUUUCAUAAAAACUCAUUUAAAAACAAAGAUGAUCGUUUUCUUGUCUAGUUCGAAGCAAGUCCACUUCGUCUACGAAACAUUUAGGAAAAUGCAGCCUGGUAUAUCGUUGAUGCAUCUACAUGGAAGACAAAAACAAACUGCGAGGACAGAAACUCUAGACAAGUUUAGCAGAGCCCAACACACUUGUUUAUUUGCUACUGACGUUGUUGCGAGAGGCAUUGAUUUUCCUGCUGUCGAUUGGGUAAUUCAAGCUGAUUGUCCUGAGGAUGUUGAUACCUAUAUUCAUAGAGUUGGGAGAUGUGCCCGUUAUGGCAAGAACGGUAAAUCACUUAUAAUGCUUACACCACAAGAAGAAGAAGGUUUCCUAAAAAGGCUAGAAAGAAGAAAAAUCGAGCCUAACAAGCUGACAAUCAAGCAGUCCAAAAGGAAAUCUAUAAAGCCUCAACUUCAGUCUCUUCUGUUUAAAGAUCCUGAACUGAAAUACUUGGGUCAGAAAGCUUUCAUAUCUUACGUCAGGUCAAUCUAUAUUCAAAAGGAUAAGGAAGUUUUCAAAUUCGAUGAACUGCCCACUGAGGAGUUCGCAAAUUCUUUAGGCUUGCCUGGUGCUCCUAAAAUCAAGAUCAAAGGAAUGAAAGCUGCUGAAAAGGCUAAAGAACUCAAAAAUACCUCACGGCAACUAUUGUCACUUUCAAAAGCAAAUGAGGAUGGAGAAAUUGUGAAACAAAAGGCUAAAGAAGUUAGAACGAAAAUCGACAAGAUGUUUGAUCGUCGUAACCAGACUGUACUGAGUGAACAUUAUCUAAAUAUUACUAAAGCCCAAGCUGAGGCGGACGAAGAAGAUGACUUCAUGACAGUGAAACGGACAGACCAUAUUCUCAAUGAAGAUGAACUGCCUCAACUUAUCGCGCCCACAUCAAAGAGGGCUCAAAAGAAAGCUCUUUCCAAAAAGGCGUCUCUGUCCUCAAAAGGCAAUGCUACGAAACUCAAAUUUGACGAAGAAGGUCAUGCACACCCUGUAUAUGAAUUAGAGGGCGAGGAGGAAUUCGAAAAGAGAGGUGACGCGGAAUCUCAAAAGAGAGAUUAUCUAUCUAAGGAAACGCAACUCAUGACAAAAGUUGAUGAGGACGACAAGCUAAUUGCGAAAGAGAAGAGGCAAGAAAAGAAAAGAAAAAGGCUGGAAGCCAUCAGAAGAGAAAUGGAAGCCGCCAUGGAGGAUGAUUCGAAUGAUGAAGAAGGUCCAAUGGUUGCAACACUAGGAACCGGAAAUUUGAGUGAUGACAUGGAAUCUGAUUCAGAAUCAGAAAUACAACCCAGAAAGAGGACUAGAUUUGCUGAUAGUGAUAGCGAUAGCGAUAGUGAUGAUGACAACAAACAGCAAAUCAUAGAAAUGGCCGCGCCUGAAACCAUAGAAGAUCUAGAGUCUUUGACAUCUAAACUUCUAAGUGGCUGA